ACUUCCGGGCCAAGCAGCCGCUCCAGCCGGAAGAAGCUCGGCGAGGGUCUGGUUGGUCUCCACUCAUCUCUUUUAAUCUUGAAGACUUCAAAAUAUACCUGGAUCUACCAUUUUUUUUGAAAACUCCAAUACCAAGCAAUCAAUGACCCACCGUGCUCUUGUUAUAAUAUAGAAGCUUUUCAAUUCUUCAACUCUAAUCAAGAUUUUCUCCCAUUUUCCCAUGAAGCCACAUUGUUGUCUAUUCACUUUAGUGGUGAGUGUUACUGUGCCAGCUGCUUUUGCUUUGGAAGAUGUAGGCUUCAACCAAAUGACCCCACUGGGAGCAAAUCAUAGUUCUUCCAAUGCAUCAUUUCUCCCAAGUUUUGAACUCUCAGCAGAUUCCCACUCAGGUGAUGAUGUCAUCAUAGCCAGAGAGGGAACUAGUGUUUCAAUCGAGUGUCUUCUCACAGUCGACCACUAUGAAGGUGUCUAUUGGUACAACUCAAAAGGACAGCAGCUGGAUAACAGAGACAGAGGUGGAAAAUGGUUGGUUUCUGAUAACUUCCUGAAUAUCACCAACGUAGCCUUUGCUGACCGUGGGCUCUAUACAUGUUUUAUCACCUCUCCGAUCCGUGCCUCCUACUCGGUCACCUUGCGUGUUAUCUUCACCUCGGGAGACAUGAGUGUCUACUACAUGGUUGUUUGCCUGAUUGCCUUUACAAUCACUCUCAUCUUGAAUGUCACACGGCUGUGCAUGAUGAGCAGCCAUCUUCGUAAAACUGAGAAAGCCAUCAAUGAAUUCUUCCGAACUGAAGGGGCAGAGAAACUUCAGAAGGCCUUUGAGAUCGCAAAGCGCAUCCCCAUCAUCACCUCAGCCAAGACUCUGGAGCUCGCCAAAGUCACACAGUUUAAAACCAUGGAGUUUGCUCGUUAUAUUGAAGAACUGGCAAGAAGCGUCCCUCUGCCACCCCUCAUUCUAAACUGUCGGGCCUUUGUAGAGGAGAUGUUUGAGGCUGUGCGAGUGGAUGACCCUGAUGACGUGGGAGAAAGAAUUAAAGAGAGACCUGCCUUGAAUGCUCAAGAUGGCAUCUUUGUCAUUAACCCAGAGGUGGGCCGGAGUAAUUCACCAGGAGGAGAUUCGGAUGAUGGUUCCCUGAGUGAACAAGGCCAGGAGAUAGCAGUUCAGGUUUCUGUCCACCUUCAGUCAGAGACCAAAAGUAUUGACACAGAUUCUCAAGACAGCAGUCAUUUCAGCCAGCCUGAUGAUACAGGAUCUGCUGACUUGAACUCUAACUACAAAGAUGGGGCAUAUGAAAGCUGCCAGCUGUGAGCUACCCCAGUACCCACAAAAACGGCUCUCAGAAAAGGAACCUGUUUCAUGCAGGAAAUAACAUUUUUACCAAAAGAUAAGUAGGACUUUCCCCUUGCUAAUAUUAAGCACAUCAGAACAUGAAUUAUUACCAAAAUCUUUCUAAAAAUUCAGUGUUUUCCCUAUCUGAUCUUUCUCCGUCAUUUACCGUGAGCUUGAUUAAAUGACACAUGUUGAGAUUUAAAGGGGCCCGAGACAUCAGCGUAAUGGGGAAAGUACCACACCCAGAAUCACAUGGCUUCUCUUCUGGUCAUGGUUCUUCCAUUGUUAGGGCUGACACUUGUCUUUAGGCCUCAGUUUUCCCACUAACAAGAUGAGGGAUUUGCACUGUAUGAUACCUAAAGUCAUUUCUGGCCCUCUAACUUCUUACCUACCACCUUUAAACCAAAAGAAUCUUCAUCCCAUUUCUGAAUAAACCCUUCCCUAGACUUUGAGUCCCUUUUUAUGGAAAGGACCAAGCUGAAACUUCUUUCUGUGAUUUGGAUUCCCACACCAAUGCUAGGCAUAGAGGUGUGGGUGUUUUUCAGAUGUCUUGCUGGUGGAGCAUACAGUUGUAUAUGCUAGGUUGAAUGUCUCCAGUGUAGCCCAUGUCUGUAUUGUUAUACAGAUAUCAGGGAGCUAACUGCUCGUUAGUAAGCUACUUUCCAUGAGUAAAUUGGAACUUGUGGGGGUAUAUCAUGUCUUUUUAACUUACUGAGGCAUCAUUUAGCUCGUUGAGCAGGCAGUGAUUUCCCAACUGUUCUCCAAAAGUGAACAGUUCGUUCCUAAAGAAUAAUGUCUUCAUUGUUUUUAGAAUAGGAAACAAUGUCAAAUCAUCUGUGUCUGGUAAAUUAAUGGAUUUUGACGUUUCUGUUCAUAGAAUUUCUCAGGCUUUCCCUUUUUAAAAGUACUGGACUCUAUGAGAUGGUUCUGUGUUUGGGAUCCCAUUCCAGGAGAAGACCCACAGCUGAAUUCCUCUUGAGACCUCUGUCAACACUCUUGCCUUCCGUGGUCUUAAAUAUGGUGCUAAAGGUUGCAUGCCUCCUUAUCUUGUUCGUCUUGUUUAUAUUUUAUUGUUGAGGUUUUUAUUUUUGUGUACUUCAGGUGUAGAAUUUUGAGCUAGGGCUCCUUUUGUGGCCUUUCCGAGAAGCACUAACCUGAAAUAAGAUUAGAUAAUGGUGUGUGGUGUGUGUUACUAUAUUAAAUAUAUAGAUACUAAUACAGAUGGAUAUAUAUACACACACAUACAGGUGAUCUAGACGUAAAGAGGGAGAAAAAUUAUGAGGGAUGCCACCUGAUUCAACUGUGUAUAAUAAACACUUAGGACAGUAUUUCUUGCCUGGCUGAGAUCUGAUAUAAUGGAAUUGUACAUACUCUUCAGAAUAAUUUCUUCAGCUACAGUAAGCUUGGCAUCAUAUAAUUUUAAGAACUUGGCAGUGGAACUCCAUGUGCUUCACGUUUCUUCAUUUGGCUUCUGAUUACUGAAGCAUUACUUGAACAGAGGUUCCUGAGGGAAAUGUUCGGCGGAGGUUUUUAUCAGGAUUUUAAUUCAAGGUUUCAAAUGGAGGAAGGCAGGAAAUUCAAAGUGUGACCAGAUAGAACUCCUUUCUCCUUUGUGAAGGCUUAUCAGAAGUAAUACAUCUGCUCUGGAUAGCAUGAAUGAAUCGAUGUGCAGUUUUAUCAGAUGGUAUUACAGAUAAUGAUAAUGCUGCCUUUUCUGUCUCUCAGGCUGUUUCCAUGGAAACCUCCAGAGCCAAACAAAAGCUACCCGUCAUUUAGCCAAAGCUUGUCUUGGCUCAUAGACCUGUAUUUCUUUAAAGAACACUGUUUUCAUACAUUUGGCUAUGAGAGCAAGGGCUCUUGAACAUGCCCUAGAUUAUAGAACACUUUUUCCCUUCCCAGAAUGUUUCUCUUGAAAAUGUAAAAAAUUUUAAAAUCCCUUGUCUGAGGUCUGUCCCCUGAAUGCCCCUCAGAUCUUUAGAUAGCACCUUGCAACCUGUCCCAAUAUAGCAGGUUUGGGGUCAUUUUUAGAAUGUAGCUUGUCACAUUAAAGAGAAUGGAUUUACCCCACAUGUUCUCAUAACAGACAUGGGCGUUUGGGACCCUAAUGUAGACAUAUUUAAUGAUCAAAGUCCUGAGAAACAGGGCUUUGGAAAAAUACAAGAAAUAUUGGGAAAAAAAUAAGUUUGCACAAUACUAUAUAACAAUUAAGUAUAGGCUACUCCAGUGUAUCCUAGAUAAAUCACUUUAGAAAUGUAAUGGUGACUUAAUUUGGUGGCCAAAGUAACUGGAUUACUUUGAAUAUUCCAGGUUAAGGUGCCACUGAUAAGGAAUUAAAGUAGGUCAAAAUUUAAGUGGAGCUGAUAUCACUUUCUAAAUCUAGUUGUUCAGAGGAAGAAAACCACACUCACUAACAUUUUCUGUAGCUAAUCAAAUACUCUUCGUAUAUAAUUAAUACUCAUGUUAUCUUUUUGUAAAAUCCUUAACCUUUUGAACUUAAACUCCAGUCUAACAGUCUUUUGACAAUAGUGGUAGUGUAAUUAUCCUUCUGUCUUGCUAGAUUUUAUGGUUAGUGAAAAUGCCUUUACUCAACAAACUAUAUUUGAAAUAGUUGUCAUCUUAUUUACAAAUUUUGUCUUGUAUUGUGAUUUAAUGAACCUUACUGUCCUUAUGAAAUGAAA
This is a messenger RNA of Balaenoptera musculus (blue whale), 4008 nucleotides long. It is a transcript of the gene MFAP3, whose product is annotated as microfibril associated protein 3. The record is from RefSeq and is a predicted model, not a curated record. Gene Ontology annotation, biological process: positive regulation of ERK1 and ERK2 cascade; interleukin-15-mediated signaling pathway; T cell activation. Gene Ontology annotation, molecular function: protein tyrosine kinase binding; MHC class II protein binding. Lineage: Eukaryota; Metazoa; Chordata; Mammalia; Artiodactyla; Balaenopteridae. Bases 221 to 1309 code for a protein of 362 amino acids. Gene Ontology annotation, cellular component: membrane raft; external side of plasma membrane. The transcript has 3 exons.